Messenger RNA from Perkinsus marinus ATCC 50983, 1734 nucleotides. RefSeq lists its product as hypothetical. NCBI's taxonomy places the organism in Eukaryota, Perkinsozoa, Perkinsida, Perkinsidae. Bases 1 to 1452 code for a protein of 483 amino acids. The record is from RefSeq and is a predicted model, not a curated record. The transcript is spliced from 10 exons.
AUGCCCAUCCGCCCGGUUGUGCGCCUACAGUCGGACUCUGACAUGCCCAGGCUCAUCACAAUUUGCAGCGAUGACGGAGACGAGGACUGCCCGUGGAAUAAAAAUGCCAAACGGCCAGUGGGGUCGUCUAAAAAGGAUGACUCUCGCCAGGAUAUACGGCUGCGGGGAGUACGAUUGAGUACUCUCUUACACAAGGCCUGCAGUGUCUUCAGGAUCGAUUAUAGAGAUGACCCGUACAACCUUUCCGAGGAUUGUGCGGAAGAUCCAGGGCUCGACUAUUUCCUAUCGCAUGCUUGGCUGAUGGGAUAUUUCUUGGGGAUGUUCUGUGGCCAUUGGUUGCUGCCUACACACAACAAAACAAUAUUUCUCGACAAGGCCUGUAUACGCCAGUGUCAUGCACAACACGAUGGAGUCCAAGCAGAGACUGAGAUCGACUCUGGCAAUAUAUCUUCGGUCACUUGUCAUCAAACCCUAUCUUCCGGGAGCCGAGUACGCUUUGAAGCGGCGGACUGCCCUGCGUGUCUCGAGAUGAGGGCGGGGAUAGAGAGAAUUGGUGAAUACCUACAGCAUUCAUCAACAUUUCUGGUGAUUCUCCAUUCGGACUACUUCAACCGUCUAUGGUGCGUUUAUGAGUUCGCAUGCUUCCUGGCACGUCACAAACCGAAACAUAUCCAUAUCAUUUCCCCUCAAGGGGUCUGCUUGUGUCUGUUGGGACCAGUUCUGGCCAUCGUCUUGAAGAUUCUGAAGGGCAGCUUUAUUGAAGGGCCACAGGAUUAUCUCCUCUCCAUCAUGACGGGCCUGGUGUGGGUAGUGAUCGACAUGACCGCGGUGUGCGAAUUGACGGAUUACACCUCAAAGACUCUGAGCGAAAACAUAGCGAUUCCUCUACGGUCAUUUAAUAUUUCCGACACGCAAUGUACUUUCGAGAGUGAUAGGAAAUAUAUAUACGACAACAUUGAGCAUGACUAUGGCAAGAUGACUCUGUUCGAGGGGUUUAUCCGAGAACGCGUUAGUCUCGCCCUAGCAGAUGCUCAUCUGAGAAUCCCUUGUCUUACAUGCAUCGCGAUGUCGAUACCUAUGCUGUGGUUCGCACUCCAAAAGACUAUGGAAUGGGUGAUGCUAGGCAAGAUCAGUCAUCCGGGAAUUUUCAUAGCAGCUGAGCUGCUGAUGACGACGGUCUACAUCAGCGUGACUUACCCGAUCGCAGUGAGUCUAAUGAUAAGAGUCCGAAGAUGCCUGAAGCAUAAGUUUAUUAUUGCCCUCACCCUCACACUGGGAGCAUGUGUAGCGCAGAUAUUCGUACGUAAAUGUGCCAAUGCCGGGCCAAAGUGGUUCCCAUUGGUCAUGGCCUCUGCAUUGCUCCAUGCCUUCGCUGUUGCAUGGUUGCAUCGGAAUUUGUGGCCGUCGGGUAUGUCCGCUCCGAUUGACAAAUGUGCCCCUACUGUACACUAGAUAUGGUAAGGUAUCUCCGUGUUUUUUUUCUUGGGAUCUUGUACCAAAAUGGCGUUGCCGUGCGCAACCUGAAAGAAUCAAGAACAUUUAUUUAUAGCUGAGGCUCAUGCUGGCCUCUUACUGGUUGGUGAGGUGGGCUACCGGAGUCGUCGAAAGGGUUACAUCGUCGAGUUUCGUCGUGUACAUUUGUAGCCUGAGGUUAGCUUAUUUCUCGAAGUCACUCCUGCUUCUUUGAUGAUGUCAUGAAAGUUCUGUUCUGUUCUGCUCACCCUGUUCGCACAG